This is a messenger RNA of Dictyostelium purpureum, 492 nucleotides long. RefSeq lists its product as uncharacterized. NCBI's taxonomy places the organism in Eukaryota, Evosea, Eumycetozoa, Dictyosteliales, Dictyosteliaceae. The record is from RefSeq and is a predicted model, not a curated record. The transcript has a single exon. The coding region runs from base 1 to 492 and encodes 163 amino acids.
AUGAAAAUUCAAAUUAUACAAGUUUUGAAAGUUUUAUUUAUAGCACUAAUUAUUCCAGUUUUAGUAACCAAAUCAAGCAGUAUUUUAUCUAAUGUCGUACUUUGCAGUUUUAAUAAUAAUCAAAUAACAGUUCAAAGUACAACCAAAUCUAUUACAUGUACAUUCCAAGAAAAAAACACUACGGUUACUGGUGUUUGCUUUGAUGCAAGGGGAAAUUCAUGCGUACCAUCAGAGGAAAACAAAAAUGCUUGUUUUAUUAAAGAUGCAGAUUAUUUAACAUGUAUAGGACCCAACGAAAUAUAUUGUCACUCCCAAGGUUACUCUUGUAGUGUUUUUAAUAGUAAGUUUUAUGGAAACAGCAAACUUUUAAGUUCAAAUCAAUUCGAUUCAAGAGAUUCAGGUAGAUCAGUUGCUUCUUCGUUAUCACCAUUCAAUCCAUUAUUUACAAUUAUAAUAAUACUUUCAUUGGUUUUAUUUGGUUUUAAAAAUUAA